Molecule: messenger RNA, 423 nt
Organism: Fraxinus pennsylvanica
Lineage: Eukaryota; Viridiplantae; Streptophyta; Magnoliopsida; Lamiales; Oleaceae
Source: the annotation of a GenBank genome assembly
AUGAGCUCAACGAAGAUGCGCCGGAAGGUGCUUCCGGCGGCCACGGAGAACGGUGAUACCGGGGACAAGCAGGAUCAGCUCCUUCUCUCCGCCACCAUCUGCAACGGCGAGGACCUUGGUCCCUUUAUCCGCAAGGCUUUUGUCUCCGGCAAACCGGAGAUCCUCCUCCGCCACCUCGAGCAAUUCCGUCGAUACAAGGAGUCGGAGAUUGAAGACGUCUGUCGCGCCCACUAUCAAGACUUUAUUAUGGCCGUUGAUGACCUCCGAUCUCUCCUCUCCGACGUCGAUACUCUCAAGUCAUCCCUCUAUGACUCUAACGCCAAGCUCCAAUCCGUCGCUGUUCCUCUUUUGACUUCGCUCGAUUCGAUUGCUACAUUGCUGAUCUUGAGCUGGCCUGAACAAAAGUCUAUUGGUGCAAAAUAG